Messenger RNA from Xenia sp. Carnegie-2017, 5301 nucleotides. Its product is annotated as zinc finger FYVE domain-containing protein 26-like. Gene Ontology annotation, molecular function: metal ion binding; phosphatidylinositol-3-phosphate binding. The transcript is spliced from 25 exons. NCBI's taxonomy places the organism in Eukaryota, Metazoa, Cnidaria, Anthozoa, Malacalcyonacea, Xeniidae. Gene Ontology annotation, cellular component: lysosomal membrane; centrosome; midbody. Gene Ontology annotation, biological process: regulation of cytokinesis; double-strand break repair via homologous recombination; mitotic cytokinesis. Bases 243 to 4706 code for a protein of 1487 amino acids. The record is from RefSeq and is a predicted model, not a curated record.
AUUUUAAACGUUAUGCUAUGUCAUGCUGCCAUAACUGAGGUUGUAAGUCGUUCAAUCUCAACUCGCACUUGUCAAUCAGAAAAUGUUGGUGUGCGUGACCUGUCGUGGGAAAAGGCUUUGCCGAGAUUUGAGUUUUCAUACUGCAGAACAGCGUAUUUAAAAAAUAUGGCUGUCACAUAGGAAAAUUAGGAUUUGUAAGUGCGUAUGAUUUGUGGUUCUCUAUAUUGCGAGCUGACUCGCCUAUGCCAUCUAAUAUUCAAACUGUGUCAUCUAUUGACGAUGAAAUGAAUUACAGAUAUGAGAACUAUAAAAUGAAAGGAAAUGAUUUUCGUUUGACGUUUGCUAUUUCUGAUGCUACCAUAUCUUCUCCGGAAAUGAAGGUAUUGAAUCCAGGUAAUAUCCAUAAUCAGCUUGAUGAUGCAGUUUCCUCGUAUCUUUGCGCUAAUAUUAAAGUAAUUCAAAAUAAAAAGAUACUUCUUCCUGAACUCUUGAAAUGGUAUCGCAAAGAUUUAUCACCUGACUUGUCAGCUCCAACAAUGAACGUGGAAAAUUUAAAUGACGAUGUUAAAUGGGUUGAGUUUUUGUUGAAAUUGUCUCCUUAUCUUCGCGGGAAAGAGUUUUUGAAUAUUCAUGAUCUUGCUUCACAGUUGCCAUUUGCUUUUACUCCUUAUAAUUGGAAAUUAGGUUUUCAAUUUUCGACAAACAAGGCGCAUUCAAUACACGAGAAAGCUUUCUACAGUUCUGCUACACCAAAGCAUGCACUUUCUCAAGAUUUAUCUCGAUACUUGGCCGGCCAGUCCUCCCUUGUUGCAUCACUUGCCAAUCUUGCCAGCUCUCAAAACUAUGGAGGUAGUGAAGAACAAGAAAAAGAAUCAAAAGUACCCUCGCUGACUUUGGUCAGCAAUUCGCAAACACGUCGCUUAGAAAGUUCCUCGCCUUUUGUUCUAGCACUUAAUCAAUCGGCAAAGUUUCCUGUUUUACAGAGGCACAUCACGUCUUCGUUUUAUUUUCUUUCCAAGUAUCUGGUUUUGGAUGGUAUGGGACUCGCUAGAUCAUCAGAAGUCAUCUCUCAAUCUGAAGGAUUUCCUGUUGGCAACCCUCUACAAUAUUUUCUUUUUGACGGAAGAAGUCGGGAAGUAACUGAGAUGUUUCUACAAUCUGUUGACUUUACUUGGCGUAAUGGUGACUGGAAGCUGUUAUUUAGCUUAUUUAAUUCAGGAGGAUUAAAUCAAUUCGGGGCUUUGGGUGGACCGGAGGAUUUUGCUAUUGAAAUUGCAUUCGUCGAUGGAUUCAAUUUGGAAAACGUUGAUGACAUUGCUGUUGAAACAGAUGAAACUUUACAAAAAUUCGGUAUUCCUAUGCCAAGCUAUAAUCUGAACUUUAUAAAAGAAAAGACAAUGAUUUUGUAUUUCGUAAAAGAUAAUUGUACCCGUGCUACUUUGGUAUUGCAGAACCUGCACAAUAUGGAUGACAUUGAGCAGUGCUUGAAAUUAUUGAAAUUUUGUUUAUCAAAGCCUCCAAGGGACAUAAAAGUUUUGCGAAAUCUUAAGAAUAAAUGGCAACAACUUAAUUUUUGUAAAAAGAUAACCUACUGCUUAUCAAGUGAAGCAUUAGGGGGGAUUGAUGCGCUGCACAUGACGUGGAAUGAUUUGAUGGAACACACCCUCCUGGAACCGGAGGCGAUUUUGGAUGAGUUAAAAAUGCGUGGACGUUACGACUUAGUCAAAGAAUGGAUUAAUGUUUUUGGACGUGAAAAUAAUCUACUUGAUAAAACUCGCGAAGAUUACUUGAUCCAUUUAUUGGCGAGAACUCCAAUCGACGUCGCAGAAGUUCAUCUCUUUCUUGAGGAAAUAGGAGAUCCUGUGAUUACACUGAAAACAUGCGAAAGACUUCUUUCAAGGGAAAUUCCAAUUCCUAGCGUUGUUUUUAUGAUAGAUUUCAUUCUAACUGAGCUUCAGUUAUAUGUAAAUGCGAUAAGAAAACGUGAAUUAUUUCGACACAGACUUGGAGCAAAUGCGGCUAUGUCUAUCCCACAAAGAAGUUGGAUUAGUUAUGAGCGUUUAACAGCUAAACCCUUUUUAUUGCUGGAACAACUUUUAAUUGACAUUAAAGUGGAAUGGGCUGGAAAGGUUUUUAACAAAAUGCAGACUGAGCUUGCCACUGAUGAGAACUAUGAUGAGAUUUUAAGGAACGAGUUCACGGUGGAGGCAUUUGACGAUUUAUUGAAGUGUUAUGCAACGAAAUCGCUGGAAUUCAAAGUUGUAACUUACGAAGAACGUGAUGUCAAUGAUAAAUUUCUAGAUGAUUCCUCUUCGGGGAAUUCCACACCCAUAUUUGGUCAACGAAGAAAAUCUAGUCAAGAGAGCUUGCGUAGUGUCAAAGGGUCUUUCAGUCAACGGCGUCAAAGCAAUGGAUUUGUCAUUCCCGAAAAUAUUCCAGCUGAGGAAGACUGGGAACCAGACUUUAAACACAGGGUUUGCAUGGUUUGCAAGGAAGUGACAUUUAACAUGUUUGUGCGUCGUCAUCAUUGUCGUCGUUGUGGACGAGUUGUUUGUGAUACUUGCUCUCCAUUCAAACGUAUUUUAUCAAAUUUGUCUUCAACACCUGUUCGUGUUUGUAAAGAUUGCGAUAAAGCCAUGUUUCAACAAAGUUACAAGAAAAACAAAAAUACCACAAGUAGAAGCUUGGAACGCCAAGCCAAUGAUGAAUUCCAAACAAGACUUGAUUCAGCUGUUCUAAAAAGCGAGGAAGAGUUUAAUUUUGGUAAUUCUCCACAAGAGUACAGACUAACUUUAGACGAUGAUUGUAAUCAAGCCAUUCGAGAUAUUUUCUAUUAUAAACAAGCACCAAGUUCAUCAUUAUGUACGGCAAUCCUUGCCCUUCACGGAAAUGAUAAGACAUGUGGCGAGUUGUUGCUGAAACUUUGUAAUCUUCUUUCUGAAAAGCUUGCUGUCAGUGAAGAAAUAGAUAACAAUUUGAUCAUUAGCAUCAUGUGUCAGCUGCUUUAUCAUGCAAAGUUGAAAUUUACCAAAUGUGGAAAAACGCAUGGAGUGGAGUUAUGUGAUACGUACAUGAGUCGUGUUGAGUUGGUUCGAUUUCUUAUUGAAUCAAAUUUUUUUGAAAUUCCUUCCAUCGAAGACUUAAUGUCAAACCAAACAUCCAGACGAUUUCGUGAUAGAUUAAUCGAGAGUGAAAAUCUAUCUUUGGCAAUGGAAGUAACGACUAAAUGUGGUCUUGAUCCUGCUGCGGUUUGGGGGGCUUGGGGCUUUGCAUACCUUCAAGCAGGAAUGUAUCCGGAAGCGCGGCAAAAUUUCAGCAAAGUUUUGAAGCCUUCGGAUCUAGGCAAAUCAUCUCAGAUCAACAGUUCUUCUGUGAAAAGGAUCAUUGAUAUUCUUGAAACGUCGUCUUUGAUGUCGUUGGAUAAUUUCUCAAUGGGUGGUCUCUCUGAAAGUUUGGCAAGUUUACGAGAAUCUGUAAAAAAUACAACAGGAAAAUAUUUCAUGGAUUCCAAACGAUAUGAAGAAUGCAUAUUCUACUUGAAUACUUAUGGUUCGAACGAAAGAAUUGUUUCCUUCUACGUGAAUCACAAUCAAUUAAAACUGGCCUGCAGAUAUAUUUUGGAAAAGAGAUGUAAUCCUGAUAUUUUCACGGAAAACCUUCUCAUGCCUUGUUUUCGUCGUGGAGAGUUCUCAGAGCUUUGCGAGCUGCUUAAGAUGUUUGAUCCGUCGCUAGAUGUGUGGAUCAACUAUUUGAUUGGUGCUUGCAGAUAUUUAAGUCGUUCUAAUUGGUUCAAUUUGCUUUAUCGUGUUCAACUUCUCAUGAAGGAUUUCUUCCGGGCGGCUAUGACAUGCAUAAAAUUUUACCAGGGUUUACCAAAUAAUCCUGCCAAAAGUUAUGCUGAUCUGUAUAUGAGGUUAAGUUUUUUGAGGGAUGCUUUUGCUCAUCUGGAUUGCGUACGCAAACAUCAACAAUCAAAGAAAGGAACCUUGAAAAUAGGGACUAGCUCACUUCAAAGAACCAUUGAAGAACCAAAUGAAGAUAGAUCGCGUAUAUCAGUAACGCCAACAGAACUUAACACUUAUAUGAAUACCGUAACUCUACAAAUUGACGUGACAAAAUUCAUGCAGAAUUGCUUAACCAAUGGAACGUUCUGGGAAGAACGGAAUUCAUCAAAAAAGAAAUUGGGUACAUUAUUUGAUAAUGCAACUGUCAAAUGUCAGGUUGUUGCCCAGAUGUUGCUUUCUGGGAGUUGUGUCGAAGAUGCCUUCACUUUGUCUGCCCGGAUCAUACAAGAUUUUCGUUUGCCAUCUUUGAAUGUCUACAAAAAAGUUGCUCAAGAGCUGGAAAUCGAUCAGAAAUAUGAACAAAUUAACGUGUUGUUGCUGAACGCCGUUCAAACAAGAUCGAUCAAAAACAGAGAUCAUGACGCCAUUAUUCUGGAGUUAUUGGGGAUGUUGACUGAUAACGACAAAAAGUGGAAACAGGCUGAGUUACUCAUAAAAUCUUUAAAAGAUGAAGGGAAAAAGGUUGCAGCUUAUGUACGAUUUGGACGGUUAAAGACGGCGUAUUUGAUAGCAGUCUCCAGUGAGAGAGUAAAUGAUGUCAAAAACAUCGCAGAUAUCGCCAAGGAAAAGGAACAGGAUAAGGUGUACAACAUUUGUAAGAAAUGGUUGGACAGUAGACAAAUGAGAGAUGAAGGGUCAUGAUUACGUCAUUUUGGAGGAUCAUGACUACGUCACAUUCGAUGGACAUGUUUACGUCAUAUUCAAAUAAAACUAGCGCAAACAAGAGAAAUAAUCGUUUCAGCGAUUUGCUGUGUUUAAUUUCACUUAUCAGCUAUGCGCCAAAUUGAAAAUAUUAAGAACUAUCAGUCAUAAAAAUAUACUACGGGAAAAUAACGGGAAUUUUGAAACACAACCAAAUAAAAUGAACGAUAAAAAACAUGACCAAAGUGCAACAGAAAAUUUAAUGCAAACACAUUCUUCUAAAAAAAUAGCAGGGAUUUGUAUCACGAGGCCUCUAUUGUGUGGAUAAUUAUUAUUCACUAUUGUUCUCACAAGUUUUCAACAAAUAUUUCGAAUCCUGAUUUGGAUAAAACAUACGACCAGGAAACAUUACAAAUCCAGUGAAUAACAACUCUUGGAACGAACUCCAAGACUGUUGGGUGAGGAUAUGUCAUGGUUGUAAACUAAUCUUUCACGCCAUCUACGGAAUUUUUUCUGUUGCCUUGUGGAGCUGUGUGAAAUGCUUUCUGGAAAUAUAUGACUCACUUGGUUGUCUGAGAAUUGUGAAUUGCUUAUU